CCACUAUAUUUAGUCUCUGCAGAAAGCUGAACACCAAACCUUCUCAGCACAAACCAAAAUGGCAGCCAGGAGCUCCCUCCAUCCUUCCUCCAUGGCCAGCAUCCCAAGAUUAAUUGGCACCAGGAAGGCAGCCCUAAGGUUCAGAGCUCCUGCCCAUGGCGGCACCAGCUCAUCACAGCUUUCCAUCGCUGCAGCAACUGCUAACAAGAAGGUGUUUGAGGACCAGUUGAGAGGGAUUGUGUGCUACAGAGAUGACAAGGGAGAGAUGGUCUGUGAAGGGUAUGAUGAAGGUCCAAGGCUCGGAAUGCGGCUGCCGGAGAAGGCCUGCUUCCCAUGGCCUAUGGAGGUUCAGAUCACUGAUUUCAUUGAGCUGGCGACGUUCCGGGUCUUCGAAGAUGCCGAUGUUCUUCAGAUCAAGAAUGAUCAGAAGAGGCAGAUCUGAGAAGAACUGAUCAAUGAUCAUGUAGUGCAAGGCAGUAGUUGUAUAGAAAUGCUCAUGUGUAAGAAUAAUUUUCAAGGUAUGGAAUUCAAGUACACUGAAGAGGCAGUUCUGAUGUAGUUCUGUACCCUCUCUCUCUCUCUCUCUCUCUCUCUCUCUCUCUAUAUAUAUAUAUAUAUAUAUAUAUAUAUAUAUAUAUAUAUAUAUAUAUAGUUUGGCUAAUUUUUCAGAUUUAGAAUUCUGUGCUUUUAAAAACAGUAAAUUGGUUCAUGGAGAACUUGUAAAUUUGUCCUUGUGAAGCAAUCAAGAUUCAGAACAGAUAUUCUGACC
Oryza sativa Japonica Group (Japanese rice) is the source of this 769-nucleotide messenger RNA. RefSeq lists its product as uncharacterized. The record is from RefSeq and is a predicted model, not a curated record. Lineage: Eukaryota; Viridiplantae; Streptophyta; Magnoliopsida; Poales; Poaceae.